Molecule: messenger RNA, 1757 nt
Organism: Ciona intestinalis (vase tunicate)
Lineage: Eukaryota; Metazoa; Chordata; Ascidiacea; Phlebobranchia; Cionidae
Source: RefSeq, a predicted model, not a curated record
UCAACUACUACUUUGUAUUCGUGUCAGAUAAAGGAAAAGUAAAAAUAAAAUAUUUUUACUUUCUAUACUUAUUUUUAUUGCAAAAACGCGAAAUUCAUUUUGAUUUUUGUGUAAUUUUUAUUAUUUCUCUAUUGACUACAGAACAAACACAGUUGACAGAUAUGUCAGAUACUGAAAAUUGCGCUAAAAGAAAGAAAGUUGUCAUUGCUUUUACUCCAUUCUUGGCGUUUGUAAUUUUGACUUAUUCUGGAUACGGUGCUGUGAUAUGUCUGCAAACCAGCAUCAAUAUUAAAGGGGGUGUAGGUGCGGGGUCGACCACGGCAGCUCACAUUACAGCAGGGAUUUUCGGAUUGGUCUUUGUGCCUGUUGCCAUGAAAAAAACUACAAUCAGAAAAAUGUUAACUUUUUCUACGAUGACUCACUUUAUUUACAUUUUAUUAAACUUCUAUCCAGUCCCGUACCUUCUAAUCCCUGCCGGAAUACUUGUGGGAAUGGGAAGUUCUACAAUGUGGCCAGCCAUGAUGGUAUAUGUUGCCCAUUUUGCCAGACGAUUCGCCAAAUUUAGCUCCAAACCGACCGCCGAAAUUAUAACCGAAUUCACUGGAUAUUUCUUUUGCACUUUCCAAAUAAGCCAGACACUUGGGAACUUAUUAAGUUACGCAAUUCUUUACUCGGGAAAAACUAUCACCGAAGGCAACUUUAACAACAGAUCUAUCUUGGAUUUAUCGGUUUGCGGCGCCAAUGAUUGCCAGAACCCGAACGUCACAAAUGCCAAUUUGAACCAGUAUGUUCCACAGACAAAAUCUGUACUUUACGCCAUGAUAGGAGUUAUGGCUGGUCUUGUUUUGGUGGCAGUUGGCAUUUUGGUGUUUAUUAUGCCCAAAAUUGACCCAACAUUAGAAUUAGAUUUGGCACCUGAAUCCCAUGUGUCAAGUGUAUGUGACACGGUUCAUGUUGGCACUCAGGGUGUAUUUAAUGCAGAAGGAAGAGAAUCAAACAACAAUGAGGAAGGAACGCUAAAGUUUAUGAGAAGAACUUUGCUGGAAACAAUGAAACACAUAGUCAACCCAAAGCAAUUGCUGAUUACACCAUUUGUAAUUUACAGCGGUGUGUACGAAGCGUACGUAUUCGCAGAGCUGCCCCGAGCCUUUGUCUCUUGUAUGCUUGAUGUUUCACAGGUUGGACUCUGCCUCGCGGUUGCAUACACAUGUAAUGCGCUAGUGUCUUACUUCUUCGGCAUAUUGACAAACAAAUACGGCCGCAAUAAACCGUUCUUGGCAGUCGCAUUAUUCAAUAUUGGUAUUUACAUAUUUCUCUUGCUUUGGGUGCCUACACCGACAACCACUUGGCUUGUUUACGUCAUUUCCGCUCUUUCGGGCUGUGUUGAGGGUGUAUGGAUACCACAAAUCAACAGUUUACAUGGAACUAUGUUUCCUGAAAGCCAAAAGAAGGCGUACGUAAUAUGGAACUUUUAUUUGGCAAUCGGCAUCGCUAUUCAGUUGGGUUGGAGCACGAGUCUCUGUGUUUAUAUCAAGUUAUACAUUCAGAUUUCUUUAUUGUGUUUUUCUCUGAUUUGCUAUGGAAUUUGUGAAGUCCGUUAUAAAACAAGACACCAGUAAUGGAGAAGAUGGAUUAAAAUAUUGAAUCAAAUUUAGAUAAACAAUCGUGUUAGCUAUUGCUUAACUUGAAUCAAUGACAUAUAUAUGUUUAUAUAUUGUUGCUUGAAUAGAGUCGUUUUCCGGCCACGCGAGAAUAAA